CCGCCUUUUUAUCAAUUCGGAAUGAUCAUCAUCAUCCAUUUCCAACAUUGUAAAUAUUUGGAAACACAGCCUAUAAAAAGUAAAGAGAAGGCAUAGCAACAAUCCCAAAUUAGUGUAUUUGACUUUUGUUAUACAUACACACCUUGCUCUGCUUAGGUUUUCAUAUAGAUGGAAAUGGAAGAUGGCCGCCGUGUCAACCACCUCCCUCCAGGCUUUCGAUUUUGCCCUACCGACGAAGAACUUGUUCUUCACUUUCUCUACCCCAAGUCUCUCCGUUUACCUUGCUAUUCCAACAUCAUUCCUGAACUUGAUCUUCAUCGGCUUCACCCUUGGGAACUAGAUGGGAAGGCGUUGAUGAGCGGUAAACGGUACUUCUUCUUUAGCCAAAAGAUGGAAAAUCGGGUCCUGGAAAAUGGGUAUUGGAAGCAAUUAGAGAUGGAGGAGCCAAUCUUCAGUGGUGGUUCAGGGAAAGUUGGGGUGAAGAAACUCUUUGAAUUCUACAUUGGUGGGGCUCCAUUUGGUAUGAAAACAAAUUGGGUGAUGCAAGAGUACCAUCUUUGUAAUUGGGGCUCAGCUUUUUCAUCACACUACCCUAAAACAAAAGGAAUCAGAAAACUGGAUUCUAAUAAGUGGGUUCUAUGUAAAGUUGAAGAGCAUAAGGGCAAUGCUCAGAGCUUCAACUACAGUGAUGAAGAUGGAAGUGAGCUAUCAUGCCUUGAUGAAAUGUUCUUGUCAUUGGAUGAUGAUCUUGAUGAUAUAUCUUCCUCCCAUUUCUUGUGAAUAUAUAUAUAAUUUGCUAGUUUUUAUAUCUAGUUUUGCUGUUUUGUUAUUGUAUAGAGUACAAAGAAAAAUAAAUGUUUUGUAGAAUGCUUUUUAUAUAUAUAUAUACAUAAAGUUUAUAAA
Gossypium arboreum is the source of this 903-nucleotide messenger RNA. Its product is annotated as NAC domain-containing protein 104-like. Gene Ontology annotation, biological process: system development; regulation of DNA-templated transcription. Gene Ontology annotation, molecular function: DNA binding. Lineage: Eukaryota; Viridiplantae; Streptophyta; Magnoliopsida; Malvales; Malvaceae. The coding region runs from base 169 to 780 and encodes 203 amino acids. The record is from RefSeq and is a predicted model, not a curated record. The transcript is spliced from 3 exons.